AGUAUUUAUUUGCCAAGCUACAACCAAGGAGGCUUUUGCCGGUCUGCCGCUGGCGGGAAAGGAACGGAGAGCAGACGGAAAGCGGUCGAGAGCAAAAAAAAGAGAGAGGCCCAAUUAGAGAGAGAACGAGGAUUUGGACCCUGGUGUUUGGAGUUAACGGGAUCAAGGUUGGGAAGUUUGUUUUCUUCCCUACGGAGCGGAUUGCCAAAUCAUUCAACUACAAAUUUCUGCGCCCAGAAAAAGUGAGAUAGCUGACUUCGGGCACUUUGGAUGCCUUUGAGAGCUUCCUAGUUCAAUCGGUUUCAGCAUCUGCAAACAGGAUGGUUUCCCACUGGUAAGGAUCAGACUUUUUUUUCUUGCUGAGUUCAAGGUGGACAGAGAGCGAAGGCUGAGUGGAUGUUUUCCGUGUCAGGAGGCGAACUUUCCCAGCAAGCGGCAAAGAUCAAAAAUUUGUGAGGGUGCUCACCGCCCCCACCCUCAAUCUGCUUUCAGUUCCUUGUGUGCGUGGUUUUAUUUUGCUAUUUCUUCCCUUCACCAGCUGCCGAUUUGAAUCUAGAGGUCUGAAGACGUUUGGGUGAGGAAGGAGACUUAAAUGUGAAAUAGUGGACAGGUGUCCACUGAACUCCACCAGUCAGUCAGAUUCUGGGUUUGCGUCUUCCCAAGCUGAUGUUAUCAAGGAGUAACUUCAAACCGUGAGUCGUUUUGGCUGUGCAAAACCUGAUCAACCAUCUGUUCCAAAGGGGCAUCAAAUUUGCUCACCGCGAUCAUUCUCUGCCCACGAACGGACUCAGCUGGCAAGGCCAGGACUAAACUGCAUUGCACAUUUGGUUUUUUAAGAGGCGAAAGGAAGCAAACCACGUUUCUCUCCGAAGACUCACAGGCAUUUUGAUUUUCCUCUCUGAAGGGUGUUCUCUCUCUCUCUCUCUCUCUCUCUCUCUCUCUCUCGUCUUUCCACUUGAAAGAUGUCCGGCAAAGCCAAGAUAAAAUGUUGGACUUGGAUAGUUUUGGCAGCCUUGAUGUGCCAAGAGUUUUCCCACAUCCGAGUCGCGGUGGCCAAGAAAGAGAGAAAGAAGCCAAAGGAGCCUAAUCAGUACACAGAGCCUUUCAACGGGACUCUUUCCAACAGCGAAGAACUCAAUACGCACUCCAAGGUAGCUAUCCAAAUAUAUAUGCCUGUUCUCAGCUCCUCUUUUCAGUCAAUCCUCAAGCGUCAGGUGGGGUGGGUGUGUGGAAUCGCUUUUUAAAAAUAUCUUUUUCAUCCACGUGACAGCACAGUUGGAUUCCCAUUUUAUAGAUGGGGAAAACUGAGGAUGACAUAAAGUUAGGUGGCCAAGGCACAGAACCUAAACACAGGCAGGGUUAAGAAGAGAUAAUUUCAUUUCCACGCCACUCAAGUUUGACAAUAGCUCUGUUUGCUGAAGGUUGUUCUUUAAAUGCAUGAAAAAUUCUCACUUUUUUUUUUUUUGGGGUGUGCACUUUCUGAAAAAUUAUGCAUUUUGUAUGCCUUCGCUACUUAAGGAUAACACCGCUUUGUAGGUGUUUUCCCACCACAAAAUGCCAUUUUUUAAAAAAAAAAAUCGGAAUUGGAAGAAGCACGCAACCCAUUUUGUUAACUCUGUUCUGAUCAGUUUGUGAAUUAGGUCAGAGGUCAGUUUCUUUAAAAUGCAAAACAAAUAAAAUUCCCCUCCAUCCCAAUUCAGGGGACUGCUCUGUGGGCUCAGUGAGGAUGUGUUUAGUAGACCCUGGGAGCAUCUGCAUCGUAGGUUGUCUGAACUGAUGGAAGGAAUUGCCGCAGGAGGCAGUGAUGGUUGCUCAUUGAAUUGCAUGGCUUUAAAAUAAGGCUGCCGGCUGUUGCUGUGACUCCAAUGCCCUUCAUCCCCAACCAACAUGGCCAGUGGUCAGGGAUGAUGGGAACUGUAGUCUCAACAACAACCAGAGGGCAACAGGUUCCCCUGUCAGUGUUGAGGUCAGAGAUAUGAGUGCCUAAUAGCUGUGUCCAGCUAAGUUCUACUCAGAACAGGUCCAUUGAAAUGAAUGGACCUGGGUUAGUUAUGUCCAUUAACUUCUAUUUUGAGUAUAUCUAGCUUUGGAGCCAACUCUAUAGGAGCAAAGAGCGCAGCCUCAUUUUCCGAGGUGAUUUUUGGAUGUCAAGAGAUGGUGUCCCCAUCAUACCCGGCUCAUGGGCUUCCCAGAGAUAAUCCAAUUUAUAGGGAUAGGUGAGCUUGUCGAUUCUGAUUUUGCCCAUUUUUGUUUUUUCCCAGGUUCUCAUUUUUCCAAUCUUUAGUUCAGUUCUUCACAUUUUUCACAUCCGUUCGGGAGUAUAACUUUUUAAGAAAAUGGUCUGCAUCUUAGCGUACGUUUCUACCUUGUGUGCACUUUUUUUUUUGCAUGUAAUUUCCCCUAACGUACACAUUUUUACAAGCAGUUUUCUGCAUUAAAAUACAUUUUUUAACAAACCCUACUUUCUACUAACUUUUGCGUUUUUCAUGCACAUUCCCUCCCCCCAACACCCGCAUUUUCAAACACACUCCUUGGCUGAAGAACCGCAUUGCAGAAUUUGGAAAAGACCGACUUCCAAAGGAUGGCUGCGUUCUUUGUUUGUGGGUUGUUUCAGAAAAUGCAAACUGAAAGCACCUUCAUAUAGCUCAGUUGGUUAGAGCAUGGUGCUGGCAGUGCCAAGGUUGCAGGUUCAAUCCCCCGUUAGGACUGAAAAUUCCUGCUUUGCAGAUCCUGGCCUGAUCCAGAUGAUACUCAGGGUCCCUUCUAACUCUAUAAGAAAAUGCAAACCGAACUAAAAUUAUCCCCUUAAUCCGAAUGGAUCUCUGCAAUCAGGCAACUUGGCCUGAUCCUACAAUCCUGUGUUCCUAUCCAUCUUCUAAUUCUGUAGGAGCAGAAAGCACUGUGAGCUGCAUCUGCUGUUAGCCUUCCUUAGGUCUAACUCCGAGUACAGUUUAAGCUUGUGUGAUUCUCAUCCAACGCACCUUGUUUUCAAGAUGCAUGCUCCUCGUCCAGGGAUCCGAGUGGCUAGGCUGCCUUUGUGGCCUUUUCUCUCUCUUUUUUUAAGUGUAGAGAUGAAGCAAAGUGUAGUUAAGGAUUGGCGGGGAGAGAGGAUCCGAUGGAGGUUUAGAAAAGUGUGCAAAGACCAGAGAAAUGAGAAACCCUCUCCCUUCUCCCCUCGGAGAGGCAGGUUGGCGGCAGCUUCAGGACAGGCAAAAAGCCUUUCGUGUGAUUGCCGCAACACAUAGUUGACCUGCGGAACUCACUGCCACAGGAGGCAGUGAUUGCCGCCAACUUGAAUGGCUUUGAAAGAGGAUUAGGGAAACUCCUGGGUGAUAAGGCUAUCAAUGGCUACUAGCCAUGAAGGCUACGGUCUACCUCCUCUGUCAGAAGCAGUAUACCUCUGAAGUGUAGUUGGUGGGAAUCACAAGAGGGGAGAGUUGCUCUUGCACUCCGGCCCUGCUUGCAUGCGUCCCAUUGGGGCAUCUGGUUGGCCGCUGUGAGAACAGGAUGCUGGGCUAGGUGGGCCACGGGCCUGAUCCAGCACCGCUCUUCUUCAUUAAGCUUGUGUGGUCAUGCUCAGUCGCUUGGGCAAGAGAAGCCUCUUGUUUCUACCAUGCCUUGGUCCAGUAUACCUGAAGGAGCGUCUCCACCCCCAUCAUUAUGCCUGGAUGCUGAGGUCCAGUGCCGAGGGCCUUCUGGCGGUUCCCUCACUGCGAGAAGCAAAGCUACAGGGAACCAGGGAGAGGGCCUUCUUGGUAGUGGCACCCGCCCUGUGGAAUGCCCUCCCAUCAGAUGUCAAAGAGAUAAACAACUACCUGACAUUUAAAAGACCUCUAAAGGUUCAGGGAAGUUUUUAAUGUGUGACAUUUUAAUGUAUUUUUAAUCUUUGUUGGAAGCUGCCCAGAUGGGCGGGGUACAAAUUAUUAUUAUUAGUAGUAGUAGUAGUAGUUUCCCAAAAGCAUCUGUUGCAUCUGUUGAUGGCUCUCUUGCAGUCUGUCAUGUUUUCCUCCUUGUACUGCUACACAAGGUUUGCCUCUGCACCAUAUCAGCCUCACAACAACCCUGUGAGGUAGGCUAGGCUGAGAGGGAGAGAGGCAUGGCUCAGGUCACCCAGUGAGCCUCAUGGUUGGAUUUGAACCUGGUCUGCAUCUGACACUCUGACCCUGUCCUGUGUCCUGUUUACUGCUCUAUUUGAGCAAAGGCAGUUUUUAUAUUGAGGAUGUAGGAAGAUGCUUUAUAACGCCUUGGAAUAUUCGCCCUGUUUCGCUCAGUAUCCCCUGCUUGGAUCAGUGAUGGUUGGUGCCCUUUGGGGCUGAUGGGGCAGAAGCCAGGGAGCCCAACAGUAGGUGGCGCCAGAGCCAAUGGCAGCCAGAGUCAGGUCAUUCUAGAUUCAUCCCCAUUCUCCUCCUUCCUGCUGAGUUCUACUAAGGAGGAGGAAGCUGGCAGCCAGAGCCUCCGCGUGCUCAGGAUGGCCGUGAAAAGACAGGCAGGUGGCAGCAGGCCGAGGGCAGACUGAAGUUGGUGGGGCAGUGCCCCAUCUGCACCAAGGAACCAGCUUCCACUACAACUCCCAUCCUCCCGGCUGUCAGUUUAGCAACAUCUGGAGGACCAAAGUUUCCCCACAUCUGGUCUAUGUCGCCUGCCACCAUCAGCUCCGACAGACUCUCGGCUGGGAGAUACAGCGCUAUAUCACUGAAAACUGGUUUGAAGUCCAUAUCGUGAUAUUGGUUUCAUAAUUUCUGACCUGGCAAUAUAUCGCAAAUCGUGAUGUGUGUGUAUUAUGCAGAAAUCACAACGCAGGGAAAACUGUGAGGCCAGCCACUGCCUCUGCGUAGCGCCAUCCUUGUUUCAGACAUCAUGAUAUAUAUUGAUGUAUCGCGACAUUUAUCUGGCGAUAUAUCGCAAUUUUGAAAACCUGAUAUCACCCAGCCCUACUCCAGGGUAUUGACCAGGGAAGGGUCUGUCUCGCUUCACUUGUUACUGGAGAGGCCAAGGAUUGAACCUGGGACUGUCUGCUUAACUCAGUGGCUCGAGCACCUGCAGGUUCAACCCCCACUGGCAUCUUCAGGUAGGUCUGGGAGAGAUUCCCUGCCUGAAACCCUGGGGAUUUGCUUCCGGUCAGUGUAGGCACCACUGAGCUGGAUGGACCAAUGUCCUCAUUCAAUAUAAAGCAGCUCCCUCUGUUCCUAUAUCUUAAGAGAAGAACUGCACUGGCAUCUCCAGGUAGGGCUGCCUGAAACCCUGGGGAGCUGCUGCCAGUCCGUGUAGACAACUGAGAUGACAAUGGAGUAGACAAUUGAGCGAGAUGGACUAAUGCCCUGACUCUGUAUAAGGCGCCAAAAACCGGUUCUCUAACCGCUGGUGGCGCUGUGGGUUAAACCACAGAGCCUAGGACUUGUCGAUCAGAAGGUAGGCGGUUCGAAUCCCCGCGAUGGGGUGAGCUCCUGUUGCUCGGUCCCUCCUCCUGCCAACCUAGCAGUUCGAAAGCACGUCAAAGUGCAAGUAGAUUAAUAGGUACCGCUCCGACGGGAAGGUAAACGGCGUUUCCGUGCGCUGCUCUGGUUCGCCAGAAGCGGCUUAGUCAUGCUGGCCACAUGACCCGGAAGCUGUACGCCGGCUCUGUCGGCCAAUAAAGCGAGAUGAGCACCGCAACCCCAGAGUCGGUCACGACUGGACCUAAUGGUCAGGGGUCCCUUUACCAUUUUAACCGCUAGGCAACAUUGCUGCAGGAGGAGCCUCUGCACCUUCUGUUGCCACUAUUGCAAUGGAAGCUGCAGCCUGACUUCACAGCACUCUGGAGCCGGCCACGCAGAGGCGUCUGCCACUCAACAAUAAGGGCUGCGGCCCCGGGAACCAUCUGGGGCUUGCCUUGCCUGCAGGCGGCGGGCGGCGCAAUGGGUAAUCUGUGGCGCCGAGGGGCGUGACCGCCAAGCUGCAACACUUAAUACCCCUUAUAGAUGCUUUGUUCCUCUUCAGGCUUAAGAAAUAUACACACACGCACACACUGGGAAGUGUCAUUCCCGUAAUCUGUGGAUGUCUGUGCAGGGGCUUAGCAGCCGGCAAUUUAGCCCAUUGUGGUUAAUUAGCUAAUAGGAUCUAAUUACCCUCUUGCGGGUGGGGAAAAGGAGAGAGAUUUACCCUCCAGACAAGAGCUCAGAGACAAUUGCUUCUCCUAUAUCUGGGCAAUUAGGAGUGUGCGCCAAUUAGUUGGGAAAGACUGUUGCUUGAUGGCACGGCGAACGUGGCCCUUUAUUUAGUCUGAAUCCGCUGGUUCGUUUUUCUGGUUUUUGUCUGAGCUGUUGAGUUUCCUGGAAGGGAGCUUGUUUGUCAAGGAAGAGGCUCUGUGGUCGUGGGUGGGGGAGAUGCGCUGGCUGGCUGCUCCGCAGGCCCAGGCACAAUCUCUUUUUGGAAAGGUGGCCUGCCUUGUAUCGAGCUCUGGGUUUUGGCUGAGAUCUAGGGGUGGGGACCCUAGAACUCUCAAGAUCUUCUUGGUCUCCAUCAGCCCAAGCCAGCAUGGCCAAUUGAGCAGUAGUUGAACCGUAUUUUUGUACUCCAGCUCUCCUCAGCCUCAGUCAACCUGGCCACCGGCCCAAAGGAUGAUGGGAGUUGGAGUCCCACCACAUCUGCAGAGCAUCAGGUUCCCUGGUGCCUGAUGUAGGCAGGGAAGCGUUCCAUUGCCUUGUCUCUGUGGGAUCUGACCUGUGGUGGACCUUUUAACUCGCACAUGGUCUAAUGCUGCUGUUGAGUGAUUACUGAUCAGAAAGUGGUGGCCUCACCUUCAUUUGAGGAUUUUAAGCAGAGGCUGGAUGGCCACUUAUCGGCGAUUCUUCAACUGCGAUUCCUGCAUUGCCGGGGGUUGCACUAGAUGACCCUCCUGGUCCCUUCCAACUCUACAAUUCCAUGAUUUUAUGAUUCUACAUGAGUGGGAGUUUGUGUGUGUGGGAUCCCAGAAUGUAUUGGCCUGAGGAAGUGCCCAAAUGAUCCAUUAUAUUCAGUGGUCCAGGAGAUCUUUCCAACAUUGUAGGGCCUUAGCUGAAUAGCUGAGCACAUGCUUUGUGUGCAGAAGGUCCCAGUUUGACCCCACGACAUCUCCAAGUAGGGAUGGGAGCACCUGCCGUCUAAUACCCAGGGGUGCUGCUGCCAGUUUACACAAUACUGAACUAGGUGGACUGAAGACUCUUGAGUUCAAUAGACACCACUCCUCAAGAUGGAACAAUGGGCUGACUCUGCCUAAAGCAGACCCCUAUGGUCCCAUGUCCCAAGGGAAGGGCCAAUAUCUCCAUGGUAGAGUUCCUGUUCCUGGGGAACUGCUGCUGGUCAGAUGGUGAACCUGUGGCCCUCCAGAUAUUGCUGGACUCAGCCACUGGCCAACCGUCUGGAAUGAUGGGAAGUUGUAGUUUUUUUUUUAAAAGCGUUUAUUAAUUUUCCAAUAAAAAUAUCUAAUUAACAUAUCAAAUCAAAUCCAAUAAUAAUAAAAAAACUAAAAUAAAAAAGUCCAAUUGUCUUCCAAAUUGUAAUAAUUUCUGUUUUGGCUUCCCACGGUCUGAAUUCUGAAGCGCUUUCAACAUCAUAGUCCUGCCUUUCAUCAUCAUCAAUGUUUUUCAUAAUUCCAUAUCUGAUCUUUUCCUCCACGUUUUGACUCUGGUUCUGUGACCCUCAUUCAUGUCAGAAGACAGAUACUUUUUUUUCUAUGGAGUGCAGAUUUGUCCGUAUAUUGUACUUUUUCAGCUGUUUUUAUUUUUUCAUCGCACCGCUUCAUUUAAUUGCAUCCAAAUCCAGACUUCUGUCCAGCUCUUUGAGAAUUGUUAUUUUGGCAGCUCCCAAAUCGUUAAUCUUUCCCGUCGAGGGGGAAGUUGUAGUUUAACCAUGUUGUAAGACUCUAGCUCCCUUCAGCCUCGGCCAGCGAUGAUGGGAGUUGUAGUCCAACAACAUCUGAAAGGUCAAUCAUUUCCUACACCUGGAUUAGUUGACCAGCCGUGAUGGUGGCCAUAUAGCCUACUUUACAGAGGAGACUCCUCUAUUUGAAGGGGUGCCUGGCAGAAGUCUAGUUCAAAGAUAAAGGAUACUAAUAAGAGAGAGCCACCUAGAUCCUGGAUGGCCAAACUGAGCAGUCACACCCUUCACCUGCUCACAGCGUCCCCCACAACGGUUGCAUUUUCUGUUGAAAACUAUAGCAGCGAUUUCUAAAUUUGCACCUAUGUAUAUAACAGAGUCUGUGCUGCGGACACAAAUCUGCGUUCCUUUUCGUUGCUGCGUUCCCUCUUUCUCUGGCGAUGCAGCAGAGGUUGUCCAACUUGCACACCCAACUUUGCGAUUCUCUGCACUCGGUCUCUCUCAGCCUCAUUUUUCCUGGGCUGUAGAAUGGGAUUAAAAAUGGAUGGAUUUCAGAAGGUUCUUGUGUGGAUCAGAGAGAGUUGGAAGAGAGAGUGGGCUGUCAGCUCAUCCCCUUGUGGUAGUUGAUGUGCUAGAUGGAAUUAUAUAUAUUUUUGAAAAGUCUGUUCGACAAAUGUGUGGAAGGGUAUGUUUGUAUGCUAAGCUUCAGAAGAGCCCUGUUAGAUGAGAUCUGUUAGAUCUCAACUGCCAAUGGGCCCGGAGGCUUGAAUCCUAUCUACAAACAGCAAAAUCAUUCCCCAAGUGUCAGCAUUUUUAUAGAGCCCAAGCCCUGCAGAAUUCGCACACAGGACAGAGGCAGCAACAUAUUAGUGGUUCAUGGAAGUUUAUGUAAAUUAAGUGGGGGAACAGACCCCAAAACAACCCAGUGAGGACUGAGCAUGCCUAGAGGCCAUGACUAAUGCCUAGUUGUUUGGAACCCUUUACAGGAGCAUUCCACGCUGCAAGACUUUAUUGCAGACUCCACUUUUAAUUAUCAUGGCCAAUAGUCUGCAACAGAUCUAUCCUUCAUCUGUCUUUGAGCCAUUGCUAUUAUCCCAUGGCAAGGAAUCACAUUGUCAGUGCAUUAUAAUUUGCACAUUAUAAACAGGAUGCAACCUAAGAUGUAUCAGUCUAAACAUCAAAGAGAGAGGUCUGUGUAGAGAUCAAGGUAGAGGGAGCGGGGAGCAGUGUCCCAUUAUUAUUACUACUUUUCCCCAGACUGAGACUCAAGGCGGCUUACAAAAAUUAAGGCAACACUGAUAAAAUACAGAAAACUAAAAUCCAAUAGCUAAGAAGUAAUUAAAUGUUAGAAUUAAAACAGUAUAAAAACCAAUCUAUUAAAAUGCAGAUGGCAAAAAAGGCGCAGCACUCUUAAAAGCCUUUAAAGCAGACAGCUCCCCAAGGCCUGCUGGAAUACAACAGUCUUCACCUUCGCUGGUGGAAGGACAACAAGGAGGGAGCCAGUCUAGCUUCUCUAGGGAGGGACUUCCAAAGUCUGGGAGCCACCACUAAGAAGGCCCUCUCCUUCAUCCCCAUCAUACCUGCGAGGGUGGCAGGACCAAGAGAAGGCUCUCUCCCAAGGAUCUCCGAGCUUGGGCAGGUUUGCAGGGGAGAAUAAAGGUAAAGGUAAAGGGACCCCUGACCAUUAGGUCCAGUCGUGGAUGACUCUGGGGUUGCGGCGCUCAUCUCACUUUACUGGCUGAGGGAGCCGGCGUACAGCUGGUCAUGUGGCCAGCAUGACUAAGCCACUUCUGGCGAACCAGAGCAGCGCACGGAAACGCCGUUUACCUUCCCGCCAGAGUGGUGCCUAUUUAUCUACUUGCACUUUGACGUGCUUUCGAACUGCUAGGUUGGCAGGAGCAGGGACCGAGCAACGGGAGCUCACCCCGUCAUGGGGAUUCGAACCGCCAACCUUCUGAUCGGCAAGUCCUAGGCUCGGUGGUUUAACCCACAGCGCCACCUGCGUCCCAUAGCCAGUUGUAACCAGGGAGUCGUGGGCUUCCUAUGACCAACCCCAGUCAAGCGUCUGGCUGCUGCUCUUUGGACCUUCUGAAGUUUCCGAGCACGUCUCCAAGGCAGCCCCUCUGUGUGCGGCAAUCUGUUCAGUCUACUGGACCAGCCUCUGCUGCGGCCGUGGGUCCACCCCCCUGCUUUGGCUUCUUGUUCGCCGCGGUGGCUCAACCACCCCAUCUCGGCUGCAGGCAUCUCCCUUCAGCUGCCGGAGCCUGCCUUUGCCAAGACGAACAGAGCGCGGCUUACACGCUCAUUCUCGGGAUUGCUCAUGCAUGCCAUAGUAAUUAAAUAAUAAUACCACAAGGACAGAACAUUCAUUUUAGCUGUCAGUCACGCCGGCUGGCGGUGGGGAAAGCAGGGAGCGCCCGGCCUGCCUCUCUCUGAGAGGGAUUUGUAACUCAAGGAAGCCAGCGGCGGUGGCCAGGGCUGCGUGGCUUCUCUUUGCGGCUGGUGCGAGGCGGCUGCAGAAGAGAGCCGUCGGGACUGCUCUCUGGCACGAGGCUCUGGUUGCAGCCUUUCCCACGCUUGUGCGAUCGCAGAGCGCAGCCCGAAAGCUCGUCAGGAAAAGAUAUAUUAUUAUUACAGUGGUACCUCAGGUUACAUACGCUUCAGGUUACAUACGCUUCAGGUUACAGACUCCGCUAACCCAGAAAUAGUACCUCGGGUUAAGAACUUUGCUUCAGGAUGAGAACAGAAAUUGUGUUCCAGCGGCACGGCGGCAGCAAGAGGCCACAUUAGCUAAAGUGGUGCUUCAGGUUAAGAACAGUUUCAGGUUAAGAACGGACCUCCGGAACGAAUUAAUUUCUUAACCCGAGGUACCACUGUACUAUUAUUUUGGUGGUGCUCUUUGUACAAACUCGCAGAUAAAAAGGUAAAGGGACCCCUGACCAUUAGGUUCAGUUGUGGCCGACUCUGGGGUUGCGGCACUCAUCUCGCUUUACUGGCCGAGGAAGCCGGCGUUUGUCCGCAGACAGCUUCCGGGUCAUGUGGCCAGCAUGACUAAGCCGCUUCUGGUGAACCAGAGCAGCACAUGGAAACGCCGUUUACCUUCCUGCCGGAGCGGUACCUAUUUAACCGCUGACCUUCUGAUCAGCAAGCCCUAGUCUCAGUGGCAUAAGAAGCUGUCUUGUGCAUUGCAGGGGCCAGAGCAAGUCAAUAUGAGGGGAGGUUGGGACAUUUGGCAUCGCAGAGGGUUGGACCAGAUGACCAGAUGAUUGAGGCGUGUACAGUGGUACCUCAGGUUACAUACGCUUCAGGUUACAGACGGUUCAGGUUACAGACUCCGCUAACCCAGAAAUAUUACCCCGGGUUAAGAACUUUGCUUCAGGAUGAGAACAGAAAUCGCGCGGCGGCAGCAGGAGGCCCUAUUAGCUAAAGUGGUGCUUCAGAUUAAGAACAGUUUCAGGUUAAGAAUGGACCUCCAGAAUGAAUUAAGUACGUAACCAGAGGUACCACUGUAAUAUAAUGCAUGCACAGUGUGGAGAAAGUGAACAGGGAAAUCUUUUUUCCUCCCUCUCUCUCAUAAUGCCAGAACUCGUGGACAAUCCAGUGAAGCUGAAUAUUGAACGAUUCAGGAUAGAUAAAACGUGAUCCAGCCGCAGGGCUCCUCUUUAUGUCCUGAUGAGAGAGAUGGACUUCGCAGCCAUACUGCAAUCUGCUGUCGAACAUCUCCUGAUUCAAAGAUAGUCUAUCAUGGAAGGUGGGCAGGAGUAUAUUGUUGUUUGAUGAACACAAGCCCAAAGUCCUCCAGUAGAAAAGCAGAGCCUGAAACAUGUCUUUGAGCAGUGCCAUUUUUCUAGAAAAAAGAGGUGCCAUUGUUCUCUUAUCAUGGCAAUGGCGCCCAGGUGAGAGGUGCUGGAAUUGAGUUCCCGUGAGUUCCAGCCAGGAGUGCCAACUUGAAUAAAAUAUUGGGGUGGAGGUAAGCCCCCACAAUGCAUAAUCAAUCACAUGACGCAGUGCACGCACACCGUUUUAAUGGCAGUGCCCAUCAACUUUGGGGGGAUGGCCCCUCGGCCCCUACGAGUUGGCUCCUAUGGUUCAGGCUGAAAAAAAGUCCUGCCUUUGAGUGACGGUGGGGAGCCUCAGGUCUGGGGGUCAGAUGUAGCCCUCUGGGGUUCUUAUCUGGCUCCUGGAUCUGUCCCCGGACUACACCCCUCACCAGCCCUGCUUUGCAUCUUCCUUGAGUGUUUUUGCCUGGCUGGAACAUGUCCUUGAGCUCCGAUCAUGCCUUUUUGCUUGCCUGGAUGGAGGAGAGACAGGGCUGUGCCACUGUGUGUGGAAACUAUCCUAUUGAAUGAAGGUAAACUUUGCAUUCUGGGCCCUGCCCACAUUUGUCUCUUGGCCCCACCCACCCUUGGCAUGCGUCCCUGGGUAGGUCACCCAGAAGGGAAUGUGGCAUUCAGGCUAAAAAACCCCUGGUUUUGAGGCUAGGCCUUUGGUGGGAGAGCAAAUGGCGAACUUGAAAUUUGAGAGUUCAUGCGAGGCUCAGAGAAACCCAAGGAUUUGCGGAAGAAGGGUGGUGGGGGAGCUCUGAGGAGGGAGAUUCCCCCCCCCUUUUAAAAAAGCAGUCCAGUAUUGGAUCAAGCCUGUUCAAGUGGGCACAGCAUGCUGACUAUCAGGGGGGUUAAAACGAAAAACUAGGGCAGGAACGGAACGGGGUGUCCAGGGAAACGAUGCAGAGCUGGCCGUCGGGAAGCCUGAACAUGGCAACAUUUUCCCUGGAGCCUCUACCCGUACCCUCUUGAAUUUUUGUGGGUGCAUUCGAGGCAGGAAAAGUUGCUCAAGAAGCAUUCCUCCUGCGCGCCCCCCCUCCAAGAAGUUUGUUUCAUCGGCAGCAAUUUGGGAUCCCGUAAAACACUUGAUUCCUGAUCCUGUUCUUGGGAUGUCUGCUUGACCCGAGGGCGUGCUUGACAGAUCUAACAUUGACACUAAUUACUCAAUUACCAUGGAAUGCGUCAAGGCUGUGCUGGAAAUGACUCAGGCAGCCCCUUCCUUUGGCUCGCAAGGCAGACAGCUGCUAUUCCGCAAGCCCCCACCUGGGGCAAGAGAGGAGGGUGCUGAGUGAGCCAGGGCUCUCCAAUGGGUAGCUCUUGGGCCUGAUCUGGCCCCAGGGGUUGCUAGGACACAUGUUACGUAGCUGUAAAAAAAGGGCGCGCGGCGGGGGGGACCUGACACUUUCAACCAGUGGCGGCUGGUGCCUGCUGGGAUUGGUAGGGUUCCCUCCUCCUCCUCCGUGCUGAGUUCUACAAGGGCAACACUGAGGCUAAGGAGGAGGAAGCUGGCAGCCAGAGCUACCUUCCUGCCUGCUCUUCUCUUGGCCAUUAGGAGACCAUGCAAACUGCAGCAUGACGACAACCUUACCUUUUUAUGUAUAUAGGAAGAUAAUAAUAAUAAUAGGUGGUAUCCAACUGAGUCUUAUACAGAGUAAGCCAGUCUAAACUAAUGUACAUAAGUUACUCAUGCCCAUUCCAUUUAUUUCAAUCGAUCUACUCUGAGUAGGGGGAUGUGGGUGGCGCUGUGGGUUAAACCACUGAGCCUAGGACUUGCAGAUCAGAAGGUCAGCGGUUUGAAUCCCUGCGACUGAGUGAGCUCCCGUUGCUUGGUCCCUGCUCCUGCCAACCUAGCAGUUCGAAAGCACGUCAAAGUGCAAGUAGAUAAAUAGGUACCGCUCCGGCGGGAAGGUAAACGGCGUUUCUGUGUGCUGCUCUGGUUCGCCAGAAGCGGCUUAGUCAUGCUGGCCACAUGGCCCGGAAGCUGUAUGCCGGCUCCCUCGGCCAAUAAAGCGAGAUGAGCGCCGCAACCCCAGAGUCGGUCACAACUGGACCUAAUAGUCAGGGGUUCCUUUACCUUUACCUUUACUCUGAGUAGGACUAACACUGGAUCUAACAUAAUAAUAAAUAAAGAAGACAAGGGACAGGCAGCUGAUAGAAAACACUUAGAAAGGGAUUUUCUGAUUCAGCUUCUAAAUAGUAAGCUGAUACUGAACUGAGCCCUUUGCUGAGUGGAGGGGACCCUCAGAGGAACUCUCUAAGUUUUCCCAGCCAUCCAGUAAUUCUGGUUUGGGUGUCUCUGAUUUCCUGAUUUCUUUUUUUCCUUUCUUUUUGCCAACACCCUAAUCUGAGAGGGAUCCACCCCCCCAUCCAAGCCCCCUCCCUUAGAUAAAUCCCGACGUGUGCCAAUAUGCAUUCUUGUUUUCAAAUUUUGAUACAUUCUUUCCAGCAUCCUCUCCCCACCCCCCUUGCUUUCAUUAACAAGCCCCAGAUUCCAAGAGGUGAUUCAUUAAAGCUCCUGAGCUGACAGUUCAUUCAUUGGAGGGGCUCGUGACUCCCGGGCUUGUCUUCUUCUUCUCCCUGUUGAUGAUGGAACUUUGGCAAGGGAAGGGGAGGCAGUCACUCCCAGAUUCCAUUUUUGACAGGCGAUCGGUGGCAGUGGGCAGAUGCUCUGCCACCAAGCUACGGACUUUUUCUUACCAGGAACAGAGGAAGCUGACUUAUGCCAUCCAUGACAGCUUUGCUCUUCUUCCACAAUUGGCGGCAGGAAUUCUUCUGAAAACCAGUUGCUGGAAGCCUGGGUUUCCCAGCGGCAUCUGGUUGGCCACUGUGAGAACAGGAUGCUGGAGUAGAUGGGUAUUGGGCCUAAUCCAGCAGGGCUCCUCUUAUGUUCCUACGUAAGUCACAUCAUUGAUCCUCCCAGUUAACGUCAUCUACACCAGCUGGUCUGACCUAAUGGUCAGAGAUCCUUUUACCUUUACCUAGCAGGGAAUGCCCAGGAAUUUGUAGAGAAACCAAGACAUACUGUGAUUUAUUUAAAUGGGUAGUGUCAUUUGUGAGUUUUUGGUUGCGCCGGAAACUGGGCAAAGUCGCACCAAAGUCAUAUUUCAGUCCACCAUCUCGAUUCAGAACGGCACUUGGCACCCAAAUAUUGAUGAAGAACACUCCCCCCAUCUCAGGAAUCCUUGUGCCAAGCUUGGUGAUGCUAUCUUGAGAGGUGGCUGAACCAAUAGAGGACAAACGGACAACCAUUUUCCAAAACGCACAGUAGAUAAUCCCUGAUAAUGUGCACUAUUAACCCUAAAAUGGCAAUUCACAGUGCAGUAUGCCUUAGCAUCACUACCAAAUGAAAACAAAUGAUUUUUAAGCUUCAUAUUUGCCUGAAAGCAGAGAAGAAGCUAUUGAAAAUGAGUGAUUUUUGCAUGUUGGGGGAAGUCCAGUAAGCUGCAGAUGUAGAGUAGAAAGUGAACAGGGCACCCAUGCUCCACAGAGAUCUCCCUUACUAGAAGCAUCGAUAUAGGAAGGUGGGGCAUGUGAUUGGCAAAAAAUAUGUACAGUCGUACCGCCGCUUAUUUAUCCCUCUGGAUACGUAAACUUCGGGAUGUGAACACGGCAAACCCGGAAAUAUUUUUCCAGGUUUCACCGCACGUGCAUGCGCAGAAGCGCUCUAUGCACCACUCACAUGCUCAGAAGCGGUCCUCCCAUUGUGAAUUCCUCGGGAUGCGGCUGGACCUCCAGAAGGGAUCCCGUUCGCAACCGGAGGUACCACUGUAUCUUAUUAAAUAAAUGGCUCAUGCUUUUCCUGCCAUGUUGCAGCACUCGUGGAGAUUGAUAGAGCAAGUGCCUCAUCAGAAGAACGUAUCCUAGCCCAGACACCACACACAGGGCUCCUUUGGUCUAGUCAGCCUUAACUGGAAUCCAACAUGGUGUAGACCUGGAGCCCAGGUGUAGGUCCUGAUCCAUUGGUUGAAGAUCUAUGAUCUAUACUGAUUCCAUGGACUCAUUGCUGGAGUCUUUCCCAGCCAUACUUGUGGAUAACAAGGGUGGCACCUGGGCCCCCUUUGCAUGGAAAAGACCUGCCCCCCUACAAGCCAGGAUACUUCUCAGAGAACAAAAAUUGGGAGCAUCAAUUGGGAGGGAGCAUCCUUGGCACCCAGAAGGUUCCAUGUUCCAUCCCUGGCAUCUCCAGUUAAAAGGGAUCAAAUAACAAGGAAAAGAGCCUGGAGUGGCGAUGGGGGUCAAAUCUGCCUAAUUCACGCUUUCUGAAACAAUACACAACAUGAAACACAGCUGUCCUGUGAAAUCUGCACUUCUCCAAACAUAGCAAUGCACAAAAAGCAUGUAAAAAAAAGGGCACCUGCUGGGGUAAAAUUACUUUGAUGAGGAAAAAUAUACAACAUACAUUGUAUUAGGGCGGGCAUGGCCAAACUUGGCCCUCCAGAUGUUUUGGGACUACAAUUCCCAUCAUCCCUGACCACUGGUCCUGUUAGCUAGGGAUGAUGGAAGUUGUAGUCCCAAAACAUCUGGAGGGCCAAGUUUGGCCAUUCCUGUCUUAGGGGAGCUCACUUUGUAAUCAAAGGUUAGGCAAAACUGCAUAGACAAAUGUGUAUAUUGGGAGAAAUUUGGACUAAAACGCUGGUGAGUUUUUAUGAGGAUUAAAGAAAUAAAAUCUAACUUGGUGCAGAAGUGCGGAGGAGUGAAUUGGGGGUGGUGGUGGAAGAAAACUGAAAGUGACAGAGUCAUAGAACUGUAGAGCUGGAAGGGACGUACAGUACAGUGGUACCUCGGGUUACAUAUGCUUCAGGUUACAUACACUUCAGGUUACAGACUCCGCUAACCCAGAAAUAGUGCUUCAGGUUAAGAACUUUGCUUCAGGAUGAGAACAGAAAUUGUGCUCAGUAGCGCGCCAGCAGCAGGAGGCCCCAUUAGCUAAAGUGGUGCUUCAGGUUAAGAACAGUUUCAGGCUAAGUACGGACCUCCGGAACGAAUUAAGUACUUAAACCCAAGGUACCACUAUAUAGCCAAAAACUCCAACGAAGGAGAGUCCCCCACUUUCUGAGGGAUCCAUUCCACUGUCCAAUACCUCCUGCCAUCAGAAAGCUCUUCCUAAUGCUUAGUUGGAAUCUCCUUUCUUGUAAUUUGAUUCCAUUGGUUUGGGUCCUACCAUCUGGAGCUAUUGGGGGGGGAAGCUUGCUCCAUCCUCCAUGGGACAGCCCUUUAGAUAUUUGAAGGUGGCUCCUCUUUCCUAGGCAAAGCAUACCCAGCUCCUUCAACUGUUCCUCAUAAGGCUUGGUUUCCAGACCUUUUGUCAUCUUGGCCACCCUCCUGUGAACACAUCCCAGCUUCUCAAGACCCUUCUUAAACUGUGGUGUCCAGAACUGGACACAGUACUCCAGGUCUGACCAAGGCAGAAUAGAGCAGCAAGACUAUUACUUCCCUUAAUCUGGAUGUUAUGCUUCUGCUGAUGCAGCCUAGAAUAGGCUUUCACAUUUCAUUCACCCCUAGCUUGGAGAACUGCAACCUGCCAGAGCCGGCAGUACUAGUCUAGAUGGAAAUCUACCCUGACUUGGUAUAUAAGGCACCUGUAAUGGAUGCUGUAAGUUGCAACCUGCACUGCAAAUCUUGCCCAUUGCUUCCUUGCAGGGCUUAGAUACCUGGCCUCAGUGCCCUCUAGCUGUGAAAUGGGAUUUUUUUAAUGCUUUAAAACACAAGUAAAGCAUUUGAAAGCAGGAGCAGGAGGAAAUGCUUCUCCGUGCAAACCUUCUAAGGGCAAAAAGAAAAUCUGCUUCUAAUUCUAGUUAAAGUGGAAAAGAAGUCUGGACAAUAGCGCCUUGGUGUUAAUAGCAGGGGUGGACAGAAAGUAGAUCUACUGGAUCUCAGUGGUAUGAUUUCUGACUCCCCAUUAUUUAGCAAUAUAAUCUACAACGAAGGGCUUCAGUUCUAUGCACAAGUACUUGCCUAAUCUAGGAGCAAGUUGUAUGAGCCUCAGUGUUCCCCAGCUGUAAAAUGGGCCUUAAUGUUGAAGUGUGCAGGCAUAGCUUGCUGUUUCUUAAAAUUGUGAGGUCUUUAAAAUAAUAUAUCUCCCAUGGCUAAGGCUUCUGCUUUUGUUUUUUCUCAGCCUUAGCAUUUAUCUCCACCCCCAAUUUUAAAAAUAUGUUUUCCUCCUCAAGCAUAGAUGUAGCUCUUAAUUUAGGUUUAUGGAAAAUGCAAGACAACCAUUCUGAGAUCUGAAUUUCUGAACAGCAAAAUUUGAUUUUCAACUUUGGAAAUCCUCAUAGGGAAACUGAAAUAUUUUCAGUCCAAAAAUCAAUCCUCAAUGCCAAAUUUAGGGGUGGGGGUUCCAGGUAUCAAUAAAAAUGGCUUUCUUUUCUGUUCCACUGAAGGAACCAUUACUGACAGCUGAGCAACACUGUUGGAUUAUGUAUCUAUACAUCUAUAUAUGGGGUAAUGUCAAUUGAACAGUUAAUGUGCAGAACAACAGGCUGUUGUGAAAAUUCACAAGACUUUGUGGAGAAUGUGCACAUAAUCUGUCCAUGAAUUCUGCAGAUUUUCCAAAUGAUAUAUGUAUAUAACCUCCAACAGGCCUUGGGGAAUGUGCAUCUCUUGGCUGUAUACUCUUGUCAUUAUGCAUAGUCUCCAACAGGUCUUGGGGAAUGAGCGUAUCUCGACUACAUUUUUGUAUAUUCUCCAGCCAAUAUGCAUAAUCUCCAACAGGUUUGGGGGAAUGUGCACAUUUCCCGAGACCCUGUGGGAAAUUAUAUGUAUACUGCCGAGGAAAUGUGUACAGUUUGCCUGGCAGGGACAGAUUACUGGUAUGUGCAUGUUUUCCGUGAGGCCUGGUGAAUGUGCACAAUGGCCGGUUAUUAUGCACAUGAACCACUCAGCUCACAUUAUCUCCAACAUAUUCCCACGUAAACACACACAUAUAUAAUUGGCUGUGGAUAAAAGACUCACAGUGCCCUCAAUCCUUCUUCUUCUUUCCUUAGAUGCUAGAGUCCCCAGACCCUCGCAUCACUGACCCGCGUCGGACGUGGAUUUCAUUUGUACAUCGUCCUGAUGACGGCAGCAACUCCAAAAAGAAAUGCAAAGGCAGAGAUAAGAAAUUAGUAGGUUAUUCUCGGAAGCACUUUUAGCUGUCCAUUACAUCCAUCAUGAUAACAAACCCUUCCCUCUGGUUCUGAAGUUCAGGGUGGGAGUGCCGUUAAUCUGUGCAGUCAAAAUGGCACCAUCCAUCUAUGAGAGGGUGGGGUCAGUUUGGGGAAACUCCAAGGUUUGCAGAAGUAGAGAAGCAUUUGGGGGGGGGCAGUGGGAGGAUUGCAGUUUUAUGCAUGUCUAUUCAGAAGUAGUCCAAUGAGGAAUACUCCUCCCGGGAUAAAUGCAGGGCCGGAUUUAGGUUUGAUGAGGCCCUAAGCUACUGAAGGUAAUGGGGCCCUUUAUAUGUCCAGCUGUCCUUUGUCAACAACAAAUUGUCACUGUUUUUUGUGUCAAAUAUAUGCUAUAUGGUAAUUUAUGGACCUAAUAGGUAACCUAAAGCCAUUUGCACGUAACAAAGUAUGUAUUUUACCAAAGUAAUUGUUGAACUGAAAUACAAUUAAGAAGAAGUAUAUUAAUAGUGAAAUAAUUAUUAAGCUCUAACUUAAAAUGAUUGGGGGCCCAUUACUUACAUCAUAGGAGCCUACACGACACAAAACACUGUUGCUGUAUGUAGGUUUUAUUUUAUUUGUUUUUUAUCUUAUAUUUUGGAAAUGUACAUCCAGUUUUUCCCCCUUUAAUUUUUAUGGGGGGACCCCAAGAGAGUGGGGCCCUAAGCUAUAGCUUGUCUAGCUUAUACGUAAAUCCAGCACUGGUUAAAUGUGUAUAGGAUUGCAACCUAGGUGUGUGUGUGUGUGUGUGUGUGUGUGUGUGUUUGGGGUGGGGGGCAGGAAACAUUUUGCCACUCACAUUCGUUUUGUGAGUCACCGACCCCCAGUUCCGUCUUCUGCCUCCCCAGUUGAAAGAUCUUGAGCCCUAGGGCUGCAAAGAACAGAAGAGAAGCCCUGCAGCUUAUAUCUGGCCUGUGGAUGUAGCCAGGAUUUAUGUUGUGUGGUUUUUUUUGGGGGGGGGGGAUACCCACCUAUCGCCAUCGUCUUUCUGGCUCGGUCUAGCUGAUUCGGAACAAAACAUCUCAACAACAGUUUUUUAAAAAAUUCUUUCUUUUGACCCCAUGUGCUCAGAAAACCCUGCCAUUUCGAUUUCAGAUAUUCUGAUUAUUUCUACUUUCAGUUCAGUAUUUUUAUUUACUGGAUUGGGGGUGGGCAGCAGCUCCUCUGCCUCCCUGGCUACACCCACAAUCAGGCCUAAGGAUUACUGACUCCAGCAUUCUGUUCUCACAGUGGCCAGCCUUAUGCCUCUGGGAAGCUUGUGAGCAGGACCUGAGUGCAACAGCAACUCUCCUCUCUUGCAGUUCCCAGAAACUGGUAUGCAAAGGUUUACUGCCUCCAAUAGUGGAGGCAGAACAGAGCCACCAUAGCUAGCAGCCACGGGCAGCCUUGUCCUCCUGUAGCAGAGCAUCGUGUGAUUUGCUUUCAGAUUAUUCUCAGCUUCAGUCCCUGGUGUCUGCAGUUGGGGGUCCUUAUCCUAGGAACAGAAGAAGAGCCUUCUGGAUCAGGGCCCGUGUUGUCCAGCGUCCUGUUCUCACAGUGGCCAACCAGGUUCCUGUGGGAAACCAGCAAGCUGGACCUGAGCACAUGAGCAUUACUCUGACCAAGUGUAGCCAUCAUGGCUAGUAGAUGUUGAUAGCCUUAUCCUCCAGAUCUACCAAAUCAUCUGCCAAAGACCCUGAAGAACAAAUGCCAACGAUCUGAUGUUGGGCUAAGUCAACUGGGGUAAACCUUUGCCCCUUCGGAUCCUGCCAAACUACAACUGCUGUCAUCCACCCUGACCAUUGGCUACCCUUGCUAGGGAUGAUGGGAGUUGUAGUCCAGCAACAUCUUUUUUAAAAAAAAUAAUUUUUAUUGAAUGAUUUUAUGUUACAAAAAACAUUACAACCAUACUACCACUAAAUAUAAUUGAGAAAUAAAAAUUACAUACAUCAAUAUUUAGUUUAUUAUUUGUUAUUUGCUGUCUUAUUUCCUCCCAAACAUUCCAUACAAAACACACAUAUGUACAGACACACACAAAAAAUGAUAAUAAUGAAAGUAAAUAUUUUUUACCCUUUUAUCUUUCAAAAUCUUUUCUUCAAUUUUGACUUCCUGUCAAGUCCCUUCACAUAUGUUUUAUCUUACAAUCGAAUGUACACAAAACAGUAAACCUUUCUAUAGAAAUUCUAUAUAGAAAUUCUAUAUAAAUUUUCCGAUACAUUCUGAAAACAUAAUAAAUCCUUAAUUGUUAUCCAGCAACAUCUGUUGAGCAGAAAGUUCCCCACCCCUGGAUGGCCUUUGUGGCCUGAGCCAGCAUCUGACAGCUUUGCUUGUGGACUUGUCAAAAAAGGCAGCACCAUGGAUCAAGUCUAACUGUGUCGCUUCCUUCCUUAAAACUGACUGUCAGGGCAAAUUGUAUUUUAAUUGUCGGGUUGUAUUCUCUCCCUCCCUCAACCCCCCCACCCCAGUUUGUAUUAUUCUGUAUUUUGUAAACAUUGUGAGUUUUGCCUUGAAACCCAACUUGGGAGAAAGGUGGGCUAUAGAAUCUAUGAAAUGAAGGAGUCAAAUAAAAUAAACCAGGCUAGCGUAUUUAUCACAAAUAAGGUUUCUGAAUCCCCUCCCUCUCCCCAAACACUCUUCUUUCUUUCAGCGUGGCCUUGUUGGACCUCCAGGACCCCCAGGCCCUCCAGGACCCCCGGGGGCUCCAGGGGCAGAAGUCACCCAGGAAGUCUUGCUGCAGGAGUUCAAGAAGAUGUUAAAAGGUACGCGGGUUCAAUAGAGGCCGGCCUCCUUCCAAGCUCAGGCGGCAGCAUCUUCCUCUCUCCUUUUUCUCAAGCCCUCAUUUUUUUUUACUAUGACUCUCUUGUUGUUGUUUAGUCGUUUAGUCAUGUCUGACUCUUUGUGACCCCAUGGACCAGAGCACUCCAGGCACUCCUGUCUUCCACUGCCUCCCGCAGUUUGGUCAAACUCAUGUUGGUAGCUUCGAGAAUACUGUCCAACCAUCUCGUCCUCUGUCGUCCCCUUCUCCUUGUGCCCUCCAUCUUUCCCAGCAUCAGGGGCUUUUCCAGGGAGUCCUCUCUUCUCAUGAGGUGGCCAAAGUAUUGGAGCCUCAGCUUCAGGAUCUGUCCUUCCAGUGAGCACUCAGGGCUGAUUUCCUUCAGAAUGGAUAGGUCUGAUCUUCUUGCAGUCCAUGGGACUCUCAAGAGUCUCCUCCAGCACCAUAAUUCAAAAGCAUAAAUUCUUUGGUGAUCAGCCUUCUUUAUAGUGCAGCUCUCACUUCCAUACAUCACUGGGAAAACCAUAGUUUUAACUAUACGGAUCUUUGUUGGCAAGGUGAUAUCUCUGCUUUUUAAGCUGCUGUCUAGGUUUGUCACUGCUUUUCUCCCAAGAAGCAGGCGUCUUUUAAUUUCGUGACUGCUGUCAUCAUCUGCAGUGUUCAUGGAGCCCAAGAAAGUAAAAUAUUUCACUGCCUCCGUUUCUUCCCCUUCUAUUUGCCAGGAGGUGAUGGGCCCAGUGGCCAUGAUCCUAGUUUUUUUGAUGUUGAGCUUCAGACCAUAUUUUGCACUCUCCUCUUUCGGCUUCAUUAGCACCAUACAUUUAAGCCUCAUCUGAAGCAUGCUCAGAACAUCAGAAGAGGUUCCCUGCUGGGAUCAGGUCAAUGGGUCCAUCUGGAUCACUGCUUCUCAGAUGCCACCUGUUUUGGGACUACAACUCCUACCAUCCCUAGCUAGCAGGACCAGUGGUCAGGGAUGAGGGGAACUGUAGUCCCAAAACAGCCGGAGACCCAAGUUUGGGAAACCCUGCUCUAGAUAGACCAGCAAACUGAUCUCACAGUGGCCAACCAGAUACUCCUGUGGGACACGCACAAGCAGGAGUUCAGCACAAGAGCACUUUAAAUGCAUGGUGCUGCUAUGGCCUAAGGCUGUGUACAACACCAUACUUUUAAAGCACAUGACUCUCCCCUCCUGGGAACUUUAGUUUGUGCAGGGGGCUGGGAAUUGUAAGUCUGUGGAGAAGGGGCAAACUACAGUUCCCAGAAUUCUUUGGAGGGCAAGGCAAAGUGCUGUAAAUGGAUGGUCAGCCAAACUCACUCUUCCAGUUGGACAGAGAAGCUGGAUUCUCAGGGCCAACAAGAUGACCUCCUAUUUCCCCCCUUUUUCUUACAGAAGCCACUGAGCGGCGGGCCCCUCCGGCUUUGCCAACCCCCCUGAGCGAGGCGCCCCCUUUGCUGCUCUCCCUGGAGGAGGCCUCCCCCUACCGGCGAGUGGAGGAGGCUUUUCACUGCAAACUCAAGGGCCAGAUCGUUGUGGACAAGAAGACUUUGAUGGAACUCCAGAACUUCCAGAUGGUGAGGAAACCACAUCUCUUUAACUAGCGGGCAUGUAGUGUGAAGCAUGUAUUGGGUUGUAGCCAAGGCUAGUCCUGAUUAGAGUAGACCCACUGAUGUUAAGGACUAACUUAGGCCGUGGCUACUUCCCCCAAAGGAUUCUGGGAGCUGUCAUUUGUUAAGGGUGCUGAGAGCUGUGAGGAGACCCCUGUUCUCCCUCACAGAGCUACCGUUCCCAGAGUUCCCCAGGAAGAAGAGUUGAUCGUUAAACCAUGUGGAGAAUCAUAACUUGGGGGGGGGGGGAAAUAGGGGGGUCUCCUCGCAACUCUCAGCACCCAUAACCAACGGCAGCUCCCAGAAUCCUUUGGGGGAAGCCAUGGCUGUUUAAAGUGAUAUCAUAGUGUUUUAAACGUGUGAAUGUGGCCUAAGUUUGUAGUUUAUUUACUUACUUUAAGGAUUUCAUAACCCUCUCAGCCUUGGAAUGGCAAGUUUGAGUCCCAGAGCCAUUCUUCAAGCUCAGUGAAUUGCCAAGAGCCUCUAAAAGUAAAAUUUCUGCAUAUGGAGGUUGGAGGGGGGGGGGAGGCAAAGUUCUCUGGAAGGAUAAUCCUGGUGCCAUGCUAAUUGGCGUGGAGAGAGGGAGACUUAAGACAUCUUAAUAGCCAUCAGGGGCUGUAAUGGAGGGAGUCAGUCCUUUCUUAAUUAUGUUUGGCGGAUUCCUGGGGCCUGCCUGUGCCAAGGGGUACGCUGGUGCCAGCACUUGUGGGCCCGAGCAGGGCGUGUUUGGGGCACGAAUGUAGCUGUGAGUCUGCGGCACAGUUGCUGUGGGCGCCGACAGCAGGAUGAGAGGGCAUCCUGGCGACGAAAGGGAAAAUAGGACCUUGUCAAGGCGGCAUUUCAUCACCUCUGUCUUCGGGUGUAUCUGCAGACUGAACGCAAAGUCCUUGGGAAUCAGAAGUGGGGAGAGAGACCUGUUUGUAAGCAUCGCCCUUGAGCCAGUGCCACCAACUGGACUCAUCCACUUCAGCCCCGACUGGGUUAGGCGAGCUGGGUAGCACUUCCAGAGACCACCUUCUGCACAGGAACAGGUCAAAGUGCUGUGGACUCACAGCUUAGAGUUGUGAGCACCGGAUUCACUCCAACAAGAAGACAGUCGUCGCACAGCAGAGUAGAGCAGAGUCUAGCAGAGUAUAUAAACAACUCGGAGAGCAGCUCUGUAGAAUAUCUUCUUUUAUUCUAUCUACAACUAUACAAACUAUAUACAGAGCUUAAUAGGUCUAAGCAUAAAUGAAUGCUGCACUGCACUGAGUGUCUGCAGCUGCUCUUAGCAGCAACCUUAUCUCUACACACGAUCUCUAACACUCAGUCUUUCUCUCUCUCUCCGACACUGACUGACUGACUGACUCGGUGCUGGAGCAGAAUAAGUAGAGAGCAGAACACGCCUCCUCCUCUCUGGAGAAUCAGCAGACUCCUCAGGAGAUUCUUGGAUAUGGGAGGGGUGAAAUCUCCUCACUGUUGCGCUCCAGCCCUGCUUGUGGGGUUCCCAGAGGGCCGUCUGGUUGGCCACUGUGGGAACACGGUGCUGGGCUGUGUUAUGUGUUGGGCCCAGAGGCGCCAACUUCUCUGGACAAUUGAAGGGGCCUGACAAAGUCCUGAUGUCACGCGUGGGUCCCUCUGAAUAUUGAGGGGGCCCAGCCCCUUAAAAAAAAAAAGAUUGGGGGUCCGUAGUGCCUCAGGCCCCAGGAGCCAGUGCCCUAGUUUGGGUCUAAUCUGUCAGGGCUCUCAUUCAUCAUUCUUCUCCUGGGUAUCUUUACUAGAGGAUUAGACAAAUUCAUGAAGGACAUGGGUAUGUUUAGCAUAGGGAAAGAGAAGACUGAGAGGAGAUAUGAUAGCCCUCUUUGAAUAUCUCAAGGGCUGUCCCAUGGAAGAUGGAGCAAGCUUGUUUUCUCCUGCCCUGGAGGGUAGGACUCGAACCCACAGCUUCGAGUUACAAGCUAGGAGAUUCCGACUAAAUUCAGACAAUAUGAGCUGUUUGACAGUGGAAUGGUCUCCCUCGGGAGGUGGUGGACUCUCCUUCCUGACGCGCAGCGUAAAAUAAUAAUGCAGAGUUUUUAAGUGAAAGAAUAAGAGCUUUACUGAGUUAAAAUAAACUUCUUUAUAAACAACAUGGUUCCAAACCAUUUGACUGAGAUUACAUACUGACUGUGCUCAAAACUGAGGCAGACGGACACUAACUGAAAUCUUACAGAGAACACACAGAGAAAAUGGCUGCUACUUAUAAGGAGACUGAGACACAUGUCAGAGUGACUCAACAGUUAGCAGCUGGCCUGAAUAACUUUAGUAGGCCCAAAUGAUUGUGCAGUCCCAGCACUUCCCAGUCUGCUUUGCUGCUUCUGCUUUCAUGUGUCUUUGUCACAUGACACUUCCUUGGAGGUUUUUAAGCAGAGGUUGGGCGGCCACUUGCCAUGGAUGCUUUAGCUGAGAUGCCAGCAUUGCAGGGGGUUGGACUAGAUGACCUUUGGUGUCACUUCCAACUCUCUGAUUCUCUGAUUCAAUGGCUACCAAUGGCUACUAGCCACAAUGGCUAUGUUCUCCCACUACUGAUGGAGGCAGGAUGCUGCAGGAUAACAGUGGCUGGGAAUCACAACUGGGGAGAGCUCUGAGUUUCUGCUUGUGGGCUUCCCAUAAUGAGCCUGUGGUUGGCCAACCUGAGAGCAGGAUGUUGGACUAGAUGGACCUUUGGCCUGAUCCAGCAGGGCUCUGCUUAGGCUCUUAUUAUAUCUUCAUGGUUCUGGUGAAGCAGAUGCUCUACUGCCGAGCUCAAGUCCUCAUAAGGAAUGGGGGCACUAUGUCGACGUCCUUUCAUUCUGCAAGAGACAGAGAGGGAGAGAAUGGCGAAGCUGCAGAGGGAGAGAGAGAGAGAGGGAAAGACGUGAAGAAACAGGAAUGUUUUAUCAAGCGGUAAUUUACUGGUGCCGGAAAAUUGCCUUCCAUUUCAAGUCCGCGGUUUCGGGGGAAUUAAGUCGCUGCCUCCGUUUUAGUUUAAUUGCUUUUAACGAAAGGGGGGAAGGAACAGAGCUGCCAAAAAUGGGUUGGCAGUCUCUGCCUAACAGAUUGGAGGGGGACCCACACACACAAAUUUGAAAAGGGGAGUGGAAGGGCCCAUACCAUAUACUAGGGGUGUCAAAUAAGCAACUGAGAAGAAUCAAAGCUGUCUUAUGCAUGGCCUUUGGCUUGAUAUUGCUCUCUACCGUCCUACUCUCCAAAGUGGUACAGCCUUCCAACAGACGCAUCAUAGUGCUGAUAAUGCCAAGGCUGCAGGUUCGAUCCCUGUAUGGGAUAGCUGUAUAGUUUUGCAUUGCGGGGGGUUGGAAUGGAUGAUCCUCAGGGUCCCUUCCAACUCUACAAUUCUAUGAUUCUAUGUAGGUUUGCUCUAGCUCUAUAGCUGUUGAGCUAACUCAAGCAACCCACUCAUUUUAUCUGAUUUGUAUUGAUAAAUAUAUUACAUACAUCUGCCAGUUUUGUGGAUUUUAGCUGUGUUUUAUCCAUCCUUUUACGAUGGGCACAUCCCACUAAGUCCUUCUCAGAGAUAGAGCCACCGAAAUUAAUGGACCUACAUCUGUCAUGCUCAUCCAUAAGAACAUAUGAAAAGCCCUGCAGCUGAAUCAGGCCAAUGGUCCAUCUAGUUCAACAUCUUCUCACAGUGGCCGACGACAUGCCCAUUAGGAUUGCAGUCUUAUCUGAUGGAGGAUCUAUUGUAUAUUAUUUUUUUACCCUUAAUGUUGUUGUAUUAAUAUGCUGGGACCCUUGGGCCAAACACCAUAUAAUCAUCAUCAUCAUCAUAAAUAUUAUUAUUAUUAUUAGUAGUAGUAGUAACAACAAUUACAAUAUUAUUAUUAGUAGUAGUAGUAGUAACAACAAUUAAAAUAUUAAUAUUAAUAGUAGUAGUAAUAAUAGAUAUUAUUAACAGUAACAAUAAUUACUAAUAGUAAUAAAGUUACCUAGGCAAAACCAGCUUUCUCUCUCUCCUGAAAAAAAACACCACCCAAAUUCUGAUGUUGCAGCAACAGCAGAACCUCCAAUUAAUGGGCUUUUUCUUUCCUUGGCACAUUAAAGCUAAUUUUCUCCUCCUCCCUGACUUGAGCCAAACCCACACCGCAGGAGCCAAAGAUAACAAUAAACACCCGCACUGAGUUUAUUUUAGGCUAAGUCCGAUAAUCUUUCCUGCCAGCUUUGCAACUGGAGACCUCUCCCUUGCAUGGCAGCAGCUAAACCCGGGGUGGGAGGUGGGGAGCGCUCUUUAGGCCUCCUCGGUUGGUCCCCCCAAAAAAACUGUAGAGAUGAAGGCAAAGAAAAACAAAGGUCGCUAAGCCCUCCCCAAUGGCGCAGAAGAAAGUGAUUCGGUAGGGCUAGGGGUGUGUGUAUAGAGGGAGGUUGGAGAAUUUUGCCAAACAGAAACGAGAGCAGAAAUGGCCAAUGUAUACUUGUUCGUCCUACAUCCGGAACGGAAGUCAAUUGGGCGAACAUGAUCAGCAAAUGAUACAUAAUUGAUUAUGGUUCCCUGCCUCAACCCCACAUUUGCAUUGUGUUUUCUUUGCAAUGAAAUGAGCCGGGUGGAAUAAUGUCACAACCACGUUCCUGGGAUAGCUCAGUUGAUAGAGUGUGAGACUAUCGGUUCGAGACACACUUUGGGCAAAAAAGAUUCUUGCGUUGCAUGGGGUUGGACUAGAUGACUCUUCUGACUCUACAGCCUUAUGAUUCUUAUGUGAUUACUUGGUGUUACGGAUGUUAUGGUUUUGUUACAGUGGACAAACGAGACGAAUGGUGCCAUUUUUGGUGAAAGGCUUAACUGGGGGAAAAGAUUAAAUGUUAAACUUAAGGUGGAUACAACCCUGCGAUUCUUGAAUGUAAAGUGGUCUGGUGAUGUUUAAAGUCAAAGACACAACACAAGAAAGCGUCUGUGUGUUAUGAAAUAGAGAGAAGGGGAGCAAUGGAGGCGGUGGCCAGGGUCUCGUUGGAUUUGUGACGGUGUUCUUUUUCUCCCUAGCCUUCGGCCAAAGGAGCAUUCCUCCGGGGAUCUGGUUUGAACUUAACCACCGGGAGAUUUACAGCAUCUAUAUCUGGCAUUUAUCAGUUUUCGGCCAACGUCCACAUUGGUGAGUGGGAACUCUUGCUGCUGGCAGAUAACAUGUCCUUUUGCCUUCGUUUCACAGCUGGUACGGUCUUGAAAAAAGAAGGUCAAAUCUAACCCUACGGAAGCUGGUUCCUCUAACACAGGGACCUUAUUUAUGCCUGAGGGGCCAAAUUUGCUUCUGGGCAACCUUCCAAGGGCCACAUGCCAGAGGCAGAAGUGGGUGGGGCAAUAAAUGUUGAUGUUAAAUUUGCAUCCAAGGCUAAUUUCUGUGCACACAUCUCUAUAUUCAUUACAUACCCUCCUUCCUUUUCUUUUUCUUCAAGACCACAGUGAGCUGAAAAGUAAACUACAGCUUCGAGCAAGAGACAACGUCCGGGUGCUGAUCUGCAUCGAAUCCCUCUGUCAUCGCAACACGUAAGUCACUGGGAUGCUGCUGCAAUACCAUCUCAGGACACAGGUGGGGAACCUUUGGACCAUUGUCCGAAUGUGGUCUUCCAGCUCUCUGUGUCUGGCUCUCAGGACUCUCCCCAGGCCACACACCCUCCCCAGCUAGGUCUCUCCCCAGCCCUGCUUUGUACCUUCCUUGAGCACCUUUGCGUGGCUGGAACAUGUCCUUGAACUCUGAACUCAUGCCUGCAAGAGAGGGGUGGGUGUUGAAACCAGCCUACUGCGCAAAGGUCAUUUUAAAAUCCACUGCUCCGCCCACUUUUACCUCUAGCUCCGCCUACCACUGGCAUGUGACCCCCAGAAGGGAAUGCAGCCCUUGGAAUGAAAAAGGGUCCCCCAUCCUUGUUUCAGCAUCUACCAUCUUUAUGGCAGGCCUAAUCUAAGGUUUCUUUCUCAAUGGAUAAUUGAAGUAACAAUAAGAACAACAACAAUAGCAAUAUCCCAGCCAUUCUUUCCUCCCUGAAAUACACUUGAGUCUCAACUUAUGCUUGUCAGAAUAACACCAGCACAUUAUGAAUAGGAGUCAAUAAUAGGAGUCAAAAGGGAAAUUGGAGGUCAUUUUGCUCCACCCUCUGCUGGGCACAAGAUCUUCAAUGCUGGAGGCAACUAAGAUAAUGAGAAAAGCUCUGCUAGAUGAGGCCAAUGGCCCAUUGGGGUCAGGCAUCCUGUUCUCUCAGUGUUCAUCCAGAUACCUACAGGAAACCCCACCAAAACAGGGCCCAUGGAAAUUAAGAACAUAACUAAAGCCUGCUGGAUCAGACCAAAAGCCCAUCUAGUCUAACACCCUGCCAACCAAAUGCUUCUUCUGGAAAUCCUGCAAGCAGGACCUGAGUGCAACAGCAACUCUCCCUACUUGUGAAUGCCAGCAAGUAGACAUCUUGCUUCCAACAAUGAAGACAGAACAUAGAUAUCAGGCUUAAUAGCCUUCUUCUCCAUGCUACUUCCCUGACUAACCAGUUUCUGCAUAAAAACCUUCAGUGAAGCAGAGCAAAGCACUCUGUUUCACCGCUCUUAUCAGUGAGGCACUGCUCCUAUCUUUUAGCCGAAAUUGAUUUUCCUGCCGUUUCCACCCCCCACGCUCCUUCGCCCUGGAGCGACAGAAAAUGCACCUGCUCGAUUUUCCUCAGGACAACCCUUCAAUCCUCUCGUGGUCUCCCCUUCAUCUUCUCUUCUCCAGGGUUCAUGGCUUACCCUGGCCCACGGCGGCCAUCUUUGUUUUGGAUGGUUCUUUGGAAGUUGACUCAUUCUGGAGCAUUCGGGGGUCGGAAUGGCUGCCGUGCACAAAAAUAUGGCAGCCUCGUGCAUUCAGACCUGUCUCCCAUGGCAACCAUCCGCAGCUCUUCUGAAGGCCUGCAGCUUCUCAAUUGAAAGGGCUGUGUCUCCUCAGUAAGCCUCGUUGGAAAAGCUUAGAGAUCUGCAGUUCAUUUGGCAGAGGGCAGUGGUGUUCCCCCAGCCCUUUCUAAAACACCCCCCAUGCUUUCCUUGCACAAGAACGGCCAUUUUGGGUCUUUUCUCUUUCCUGAUUUGUUCUUUGUCCGCCACACUCGCCACAACUCUGUCAAAACAAAAGUGGGGAAAAUGUCCUCUGAACGGGUCUCUGCUGGCAGCUCUUGAAACCCCACGGAAGCCAAAAAGUGGAGCUGGAAGAAAGGUUUGGGCACACGGCUGUGCCAAAGACCCCCCCUUCCUCUUCGUGACUCAGAUGGAACCGAUCUCGCUGUUAAAGUUCUAAUUUAAACACUUUUAUUGGAGGAACAGAGAAGAAGGUGUGGAAUGCUGAAGAAUUAAAAAAAACACCCCAGACCAGGCCUUGUUCAUAGACUUUGUUGGCUCCCCCAAAAGACGCCAUGGAGCUUGCAAGGAGUUGUUGUUAUUAGUAGCAGUGGGUGCUGGGAGAUGGCAGAAACCCCUUGAACCUGAUAGUUUGGCAGAUACCGCAGCAGGGAAGAACAUAGAGUCAGCAAUAAAUUGCAUUCAUAACACGAACACAAAAUCUACCGCAAACCAGGAGCUUAAUACAUCAACGCAGCCAGUUGAUGUUUUCCAUGGGGAAAAUCUGGGUGAACAGAUACGUUUUAAGCAAGGGCCAAAAUGCCUAAUUAGGGAAGAGAGGAUGUGUCCCAUUUCGUUUUCUCAUUUUUCCAGCCUUACCGUCAGUUCUCCACAUUUCCUCUUGCCUUUUUAAAAGAAGCCCCGCAUGAAAAUUCAUCUGCUGUUUUGUGAGAAUUUCUCCUAAUGUAUCCCUUUUCGUAUGCAGCUUUGCCAAAUACACAGAUUUUUGUUUUGCAAGCCAUUUCCCCAUAUAUAAUGCAUAUUUGUAUACCAUGUUCCCUUAUAUGCACUUCAAUGCACAGUUCCACCAAGUUUAUUUUCAUUUUUCGCAUUUCUAUCCCACAAGGAACUUGAGGUGGUGUGUACAUGGUUCCCUUCUUCCUCCCCAUUUUGUCCUCACAACAACCAUGUGAGGUAGGUUAGGCUGAGAGGCUGCCCCAGGCCGAAGGCCACCCAGUGAGUUUCAUGGCUGCUUGGGGAUUUGAGCCCUGGUCUCCCAGGUCCUAGUCCAACACUCCAGUCACUGGACCACACUGGUGUGAAGAUAAACACUAGCUUAGUUCUUUAAAAAGUAAAUUUUAUUGUUUAUAGCCCAGUGGCCCAUCACAAUACAGUAUGAGCAGAAAUCACACAGCUACAAAACUAAAGGCAUUGCAUGCCACCAGACCAGGACAAAUCUACAAUGUCCAAAAUUUAGGAAUGUUCCUUCUAGUCAGCAUCCCUGGGCAUUGGCACUUGCACAAACCAGAAAAGUUGCUCUUACCUUUCUUGUGCUAGUACAAAUAGUGUCACCCUAUAGCUGAUGCACAUUUCGACGUCUGCCAAAACCAUUUAAUUUUCGAAUCAUCUGGAUGACCUUCAAAGGCGAUCUGAAAAGGGGAGACUAAUUUAGCUCUGGGUGAAUCAUACAAUGGGCAAUAUGAAACAUAAUGUAAAAGAUGCUCAGUAGACCCUCUGGGGUUUCAGAUGUGAAUAUUUCCCGGCCCUAUCAGGAGAUGUUGGACCGGUGGCCUACCCACCAAGCUCUUCUUCAGCUUUGGAGCAAUUGGCCAUGCUUGUAAAGGCUACUCCUGUUGCUGAAACAGAGGCGAAAGAGAGCCUCCAGCAAGUCAGGGGGCUGUUGCUCUUGGACCGUCUCUGGAUAGGGGUGGAUUCAGGUGAACAUUGGAGUUGGUUUUUGGCAUGGCGGCUGUGGAAACUGGGAGCAGUGGAGUGAGGCGAUGGUUUCCGUUCCCUCGGGUUGCCUCACCUCUUAUGAAACAUGACGAGGCCAGGACAUCAGCUGGCUCGGGGCAUGCCUCUACCACCUGCCCAACCUGGCAGUGCCCCUUUAUUAGGGCUUUGCUUGCACCUGCAGGGUGGGGCAACCUGCCUCCGGAGGGCAUGAGACCUGUUGCAAUGUCGGUAGGAGAGCAAGCCCAAACGAGCCAUCAGCUGGCAAAACUGCUGAGAGCGAAGAGCAUGUCAUAAACAUGGGGGUUGUAGCCAACGUCGGCCCUACUCAGAGUAGAUCCAUUGAAAUGAACCGGCGCGGCUAAUUUAGGGGUUGCAGCCAACUUUAAUCCUCCUCAGACUAGACCUUUUCUGUUGUACCCAACUACACCCUCCUCAGAGUAGACCCUAAGUUGGCUCUGGUCAUUAAUUUCAAUGGACGCAUGUCUGACAUUAUUAAGGGUCAUGUCUAACUUAGGAUCACGUUUAACUUAGGUUCGUUCAUUUCAACAGGUAUGCUCUGAGCAGAACUUAUUUGGCUACAACCCAUCAUUUUUUUACUUGGUUAGUCAUCUGCCUUAGAACCCAGGGAUGGAUGGAAGAAAUUUAAAUUAAUGUGUUUGUUGCUGAAAGAUCUCCAUUUUGUUUUGCUCCACUUCCUCCAAAUUAUCUUCCAAAACCGACUGUGUGGGGAACCUCUGACCCUCCAGAUGUUGCUGAACUACAACUUCCAGGAGGCGUGGCCAACGGCCAGAGGGAUAAGGAGAGUUGUAGUUCAGCAAAGGUACAGGGCCAAAGGUUCCCCACACAGCCAUUUUUUUCCAAGGUAAUUUGGAGGAAGUUGAACAAAACUUUAAAAUAGCCCAUUCCUAUGCAUAUACAGUGGUACCUCGGGUUAAGUACUUAAUUCGUUCUGGAGGUCCACUUUAGCUAAUGGGACCUCCCGCUGCCGCCGCGCCGCCGGAGGACGAUUUCUGUUCUCAUCCUGAAGUAAAGUUCUUAAACCGAGGUAAUAUUUCUGGGUUAGCGGAGUCUGUAACCUGAAGCGUAUGUAACCUGAGGUACCACUUUACAACCGGAAGCAAACUGGUACUGUGUUCAGUGGGGCUUCCUCAUGGGUAAAGGUGCAGAGUAAAGUUAGGGCCAGCUUGCUAAUACACCUGGCUUUGCAAGCCGGUGGAAAUCACAGAGGAAACAAUGAGAGCACACUGCAAUUGGAGGGGCAACCGAAAUGAUCAAGGGGAUGGAACAACUCCCCUAUGAGGAAAGGUUGACGCAUUUGGAUUUUUUUUUUAAGUUUAGAGGAAAGGCAACUAAAAGGUGACAUGGCAGAAGUUUAUAAAUUUAUGCUCGGCAUGCAGAAAGGGGACAGGGGAAAGUGUUUCCUCCUUCUCUCAUAACGCUGGAACUCAUGGACAUCCCAAGAAAAACUGAAUGUUGGAAGCUUUGGGACAGAGGAAAGGAAGAGCUUCUUCAGGCAGUACAUAGGUAACCUGCGGAACUCACUUCCACAGGAGGAAGUGGGGACCGCUAACUUGGGUGCUUGAAAAGAGGACUGGACAAAUUCUAGGAGGUUGAGGCGACGAAUGGCUAUUGGCCUUGAUGAUUAUGCUCUGCCUCCGUGGUCAAAGGCAAAAAAUGCCAAUUUCUGGAAAUGGCAGAAGGGGAGAGUGCUCUUCUUUUUCAGGGCGUACUUGCAGGCAUCUGGCUGGCCACUGUGAGAAUAAAUGGACUAUAUGGGCCAUUGGCCUGAUCCUGCAGGCUCUUCUUAUGUCCUUAUAAAUGAUGGAGAUCUUGCGGAAUUUGAGCUUGCGAUACCCCACUUCUCAGCCACCGUGCUAUGCCAAGCUAUGACUCUGGUCUGUGAACAUCUGUCUCCCUUUCUUUUGCACCUCGUAGGUCUUUGGAAGUUAUUGCUGGUCUGGAAAGCAACAGCAAGAUCUUCACCGUUUAUGUCCACGGAUUGCUGCAGCUGCAGGUAUAAGGGGGCUGUAGAGCUGGUGGUAAUGUAGCCUAUAAAGAGAACCAGUGAAUUGACGCGGGUGGCACUGUGGGUUAAACCAAAGAGCCGAGGACUUGCUGAUCAGAAGGUCGGCGGUUUGAAUCCCCGCAACAGGGUGAGCUCCCGUUGCUCGGUCCCUGCUCCUGCCAACCUAGCAAUUCAAAAGCACAUCAAAUUGCAAGUAGAUAAAUAGGUACCACUCUGGUGGGAAGGUAAAAGGCGUUUCCGUGCGCUGCUCUGGUUCACCAGAAGUGGCUUAGUCAUGCUGGCCACAUGACCCGGAAGCUGUACUUUACAGCCAGUAAAGCGAGAUGAGCACCGCAACCCCAGAGUUGGACACAUCCUUUUACCUUUACCUUUUAGAGCUGGUGGUAAUGUAGCCUAUAAAGAGCACCAGUGAAUUGAGACAGACUCCCGCCCCUGGGGCCACCAUUUUUAUGCAACAGGUUCGGCAGGUGGGAAGAACCAUAGCUCAGUGGUAGGGCAUCUGCUCUGCAUGCAGAAGGUUCAAUCUCCGGCAUCUCCAUUAUUAGGUUUUAUUUUGUCUCAGGGCAGAUUACAAUUAAAAUUCUGAAAACGCUGUAAAACAGCUUCAAAUUAUAGAAAUAAGAUGGGUCAAGUGUCGAAAGCCAAGGCGUGCUUUGUCAUGGAGAGGAGGGAGCCCCACAGCCUUCCACAGAGAAGGCCCUUUCCUGGUCUGCCACCCCCACCAACUCCUGUGGGUGGCAGAACAAGCAAGAAGGCCUCCUCUGCUGAUUUCAGCACCCAAGAAGGUCUGUAGGGAAGGAGCAGGUCUUUUGGGUAGUUCAGCCCUGAAUAGUUCAGGGCAGUGCUCCCCAAACUUGGGUCUCCAGCUGGUUUUGGACUACAAUUCCCAUCAUUCCCCCUGCCAGCUAGGUAGGGACGAUGGGAGUUGUAGUCCAAAAAGAGCUGGGGACCCAAGUUUGGGAAACACUGGCUUUGAACGCUAAUGGGAGAACCUUCAAUCGGACCUGGAAACAAACCGGCAACCCCCAGGCUUGUGGUUCUCUUGUAGCUUUGUACAUUGGCUCCCAGUAUGUUUCUGAGCACAACUCAAAAUGUUGGUGCUGACCUUUAAAGCCCUAAACGGCCUCCGUCCAGUAUACCUGAAGGAGCAUCUCCACCUCCAUCAUUCUGCCUGGACACUAAGGUCUAGCGUCGAGGGCCUUCUGGCAGUUCCCUCACUGUGAGAAGCCAAGUUACAGGGAACCAGGCAGAGGGUCUUCUUGGUAGUGGCACCCGCCCUGUGGAACGCCCUCCCACCAGAUGUCAAAGAGAACAACAACUACCAGACUUUUAGAAGACAUCUGAAGGCAGUCCUCUUUUAAUGUUUAACAGACUACUGUAUUUUAAUACUUUGUUGGAAGCCGCCCAGAGUGGCUGGGGAAACACAGCCAGAUGGGCAGGGUAUAAAUAAUAAAUUCUUAUUCUUAUUUCUUCUUCUCUUCCCUUGUGGUGCAGCCUGGACAAUACACUUCCAUCUUUGUCGACAACAGCGCCGGUGCCCCUGUCACCAUUCAGAACGGAUCUGAUUUCAUGGGGAUGCUGGUGGGAGUCUAAUCCCGGAUGACCCUCGACGCAGGGGGGCAGGGGGACGAAGAUGCAGCCAAGGACCUGCCCGUCCGUACUUUGCCACCUCUGUCCCAGGGGAUCGCCUUCUCUUUGCCGUUAGGCUUCUCCAGCUGAGUGACGCAAACAAUACUUUCCCUUCUUCCCGCGGCAUAGCAAUAAUUCAAGAAGAAGACAAAAAUCACGGGAGGAGAACAGUUCUUGCCACUGAACCUAAAAGACCAGAUCUAUUUCGUUCCCAGUACAAUAUAUUCACAGGACACCUUCACUUCCUCAACCUCGGCUCUGAGAUCCAAAACUUUGCUUUUGCUUCGGGAUACAGCGUUUUGUUUUUGAAAAGACCAACCUUCCAAGGACAUCUAACUCUCAUCUGAACUGGGGGGGGGGGGCUUGGUGCACUGUGGGUAAGUGGGUCUCUGAAGGCAUAAGAAAAACAAAGGUGGCUCCAAAGCAGAGCACCUGCUUUGUGUGUAGAAGGUCCUUAGUCCAGCCCCCAGCAUGAUUUGAGAAACAGCAGACUCCCUUCUGAAAGGAUUCCUGUUUUCUGAUUCCACCCUACCUAAUUGGUUUCCUUUUUUUUAAAAAAAAGGCCUAAAAAGCUCCUUGCAAUUUAAUGCCGAACCAUUUUUAAAUCAGCCUUCCCAUUGCAGAUGCAAAAGCGUGUCCCACAAAAAAUGGAUGAAGAGCAACUAAGUCCCUUGGACCAGUUACUCUCUCUGGACAUCAAUUGGUGGUGCGGGUUUUUUUUAAAUCUGUUCCUGGCAGGGAACCUAUGCCGGCCCCUCCUGUGAACCACUUAGACCUUCCUAAAGGAAGCAAAGGAUCCAGCUAUAUGGUUGUAGCCUAUGAUGUCCCACUCAGAACAGACCCAUUGAAAUGAAUGGACCGAAGCAUCCCCUUACUGUCAAUGAGUCUACUCUGAGUCCAACUAGCAUUGGACACAACCCAAAACGAAUGGAAUAGCUGCAAAGUUAUUCUAACAGGUGGGUUGUGAGUCACAGGAAAAGCUGGUGAAGGUGAGGGGAGUCCCCAUUUUCAGAAUGGAGUUUCAUCCAUGCAUCCUUCAAAUUCUCCAUCUUCACCACAUCCCUGAAUUUUGUUGACAUUCCAGCCCUGCUUUCAAGUGAUCGUUGUCGGCUUGUGUGUUUGUGUGUAUGUGUGUUUGCGUGCUGGCUCUGGCUGAGUUGAAAAACAGUUUAAUAAUUAUUAUAAUUGAGAAGAGAACUGUAUAUUAUUUAAAUUAUCUGUGCUUGACCGCAAGUGCCCAGCCUCACUAUAUACAAAGGCCGAGGAAGGCAAGUCUGGAGCUAUUAGUAAUUGGUGUGAUGUCGCCAGAGUGAUUUCUGACGGGAUUUUGCCGCUCUGGGGGGAAAGAGAAGGGGGACCAAGCACAGCCUCCCGAAGAGACAGAAAGGAUGUGUUUGGGCUCAAGCAUCGUCACGGCAGCUGGCAGAUUUCUGCUAAUUUCUUUCCAGAGACUUUGACAUGCAACUGUGGACUUAGCCAUCAACACCCAGCCUGCACCUUCAAAGGUUCCCCCACCCCGACUGUUUAAGAAUCACCCCCGGGCCUUUUGUUGCGUUUCAAAGUAACCCCAUUAGGGCAGGACAAAGUGUUACAAAUCCAUUUUCCCCCUCUGCAUCCGUAUGAUGAGCUCUCAUUCGUCUCCUAACCUCGUCGAUACACUUCUCUGCCCUCCCUGUGUGGGAAGCAGGUAGUGAUUUAAACAGUCCACACCUGCCCAUUUUGAGCAGGGCAGGAUCCUGCUGGAUAGCUCACUUGGUUAGAGCGUGGUGCUGUUAACACCACGUUCACGGGUUCAAUCCCCAUAAGGGACAGCUCAGGGUCCCUUCCAACUCUAUGAUUCUAUGAGAUGUCAGCAGUGGGCAGGGAUGGAUUUAGCAGCCUGGUACUGACAGGAGAGAUGUCCAGCAGGGGAGCUGUCCAGCAACGACCUAGUGCUGGUUCAGCAAAGCUUUUACAUUAGCCAACAGACUGGGCGAGACGGGGUGUGUGUGUGUGUUAUAGCAGGCCAGCUUUUCCUGCCUCUUCCUGGCUUCUCAGCAGGGCCCUGUUCCCGGAACGUAAACUUGUGUUUGCCUCCUCUGAAGUAGGGAGAGAGAAAUUUGGUUCGUUUUACAUUUUGAUGUGCACCUACCUGGUUUGCACUUCCCAAAACAACAUGUAAAAUCAUGGCUAUCCUUUUAAAAUCUCUGAAUUUUGUGGUGUGGUUCUCGAACCAAAGAAAAAAGAAAAAUUGCAUGUAUUGGGGGAAAUAGCAUCGCAAAACGCAUCCUGUUAAGGAAAACAGCUUGCGAAAACAUCUGCGUUCAGCAAAAUAGCGUACCAAAAAUAUAUAAAGGUAAAGGGACCCCUGACCAUUAGGUCUAGUCGUGGACGACUCUGGGGUUGCGGGUCUCAUCUUGCUUUACUGGCCGAGGGAGCUGGCGUACAGCUUCCGGGUUAUGUGGUCAGCAUGACUAAGCCGCUUCUGGCGAAACCAGAGCAGCACACGGAAACACCAUUUACCUUCCCGCCAGAGCGGUACCUAUUUAUCUACUUGCACUUUGACGUGCUUUCGAACUGCUAGGUUAGCAGGAGCAGGGACCGAGCAACGGGAGCUCACCCUGUCGUGGGGAUUCGAACCGCCGACCUUCUGAUCGGCAAGUCCUAGGCUCUGUGGUUUAACCCACAGCACCACCCGCGUCCCACCAAAAAUAUAUAUGGGUGAAUUAAAGAACAUGCCCGCUACAACACAAACGAGUCUUUGAGAAGACUUUUUAAAAAUGCAGAAAUGGACCACUUGAGAAUGGGGAAAUGAGAAAUGAAAAUGGAAAGAUUUGUCCACCCCAGUUCCCAAGGAGGGAUGAAGGAAAGGACGCCUGCUAAACACACACUGCAUCUCCAAUGAUGGGGUUUGGCGCAGACUCGUUGCUUCUGCUUGUUCAGUCUCAGGAGGGUCAGGAAAAGGAUCUGCAGCUAGGUGGGGAGUCCCAACAGAAAGAACAUUGGGUUCCUUCAUGUUUCAGCCCGCUAGGUGAAGGCAUCACCUGAGGUGAUGGCCUCAGAAUGGGGUCAUGGGAAAUGUAAUUCCCUCUGAUCCCAGUCUGUGCUAGGAGCCAUGGUAAGGACUGGAUUUCCCUCUUCUUUGCAGGAGGACCUAUCCUGCUCAGGGGCCAGGCAACGAACACAGAGCAUCGUGACCAUUGACCAUGGGGACAUGGAGCUGCCAAUUUGGGCAAUGGCUUCUUUUAUCUUGCAACAUUUAGUCCUGCCCUAGAUCUUUUACCAUGCGAAACAUUUCCUGCAAGCUGGGUGAUUUAUUUCAAUUUUAAUUUUAAAUAAGAGUGGGGUGCAUGUGUGUCAAGAAACGGGGAGAGGGAGAUUAUUUCAAGCAAGCGCAACCCUUCUAGUAGCGCCUCUUGCCUUUAUCGUCUUAUGUUUUAAUAAGAUAUAUUAAUAAAUCUGUAUAUUUAGUCACCUUGUAUACACAGCAGCCCUCGGGGCACGCAUUUAAAGCUGUAAACAUAUCAUUGCACACUGGAGGGGCUGCCAAGCAGCCUGGCAUGGGAUCGGCAGGCUGGCGGGGAGAGUGUUGACUUAUUUAUGGAGCUGGCUUGGCAUUGACUGCGAUGAAAACUUGUGAAGGAUAACGUGGUGCAAACAGUCUCUCUACUGCACUGUUUUCAGUCUGGCUUAAAAGCUCUAGGUUGCAUCCGGUGCUAGUUCUGCUCAGAGUAAACCCAUUGGAGUUAAUAGACAUGGCUAACUUGAGUCAAUUGCAUUCAAUGGCUUUACACUGUUCAGAAGAGAGAAUUCAGCUCUUCUCAUACAAUCCUAAUGGAUCGUCUUCUAUGUUAGUCCAAGUCAGAGUAGACUCACUGGGCCUUAUCCAAUGCAGCAGCUCUGCUGGUACACAGGAUUUCUAUGUGCAAAAUGGAUCUUCCUCUCUCUUCCCUCCCCCAUACCCUCUAAAUUAGCUCUGAAAGUUUG
Molecule: messenger RNA, 39526 nt
Organism: Podarcis lilfordi (Lilford's wall lizard)
Lineage: Eukaryota; Metazoa; Chordata; Lepidosauria; Squamata; Lacertidae
Source: the annotation of a GenBank genome assembly